Messenger RNA from Dermacentor silvarum, 1866 nucleotides. RefSeq lists its product as uncharacterized. NCBI's taxonomy places the organism in Eukaryota, Metazoa, Arthropoda, Arachnida, Ixodida, Ixodidae. The coding region runs from base 130 to 1866 and encodes 578 amino acids. Gene Ontology annotation, molecular function: protein binding. The record is from RefSeq and is a predicted model, not a curated record. The transcript is spliced from 9 exons.
UCGGGUAGCGCAACCGUUUGAACGAAGCUGUCAGUCUAGUGUAGCUUUAGUUGAGCUGUCUCUGAGCAACGGUGGACUUGCGGGACAUUUGCAGCCCUCUGGAAUUGUCGGAGGAGACAAUAUUUGCAAAUGUGCAUUGCGCAGGACACGAUGCGCGCGUUUUUUGCUGCAGCGGGGUUGUUCCUCAUGUUCGUUGUCACGGCUACGGACGCGUGCGGUGGCAGAAUCGAGGCAUUGAGUGGGACCAUCACGAGUCCAUCGUUUCCGAACUGGUACCCGCCCAGCAUGAACUGCAUCUGGGAGAUCGUCAAGCCCUCAAUCCAGUACCCUACCACGCUCAAGUUCACCGAAUUUAGCCUCGAACGGAACAAAGACUGCGACUACGACUAUGUCGAAAUCCUUAGUGUGAUGGACAACGGCACCAGCUGGAACCACGGGCGCUUCUGCGACGACUCCCUGCCACCCAUCAUCAUCUCCAAGGGCAAUACACUGCGUAUUGAGUUCAAGUCGGAUGCCUCAGUCCAACACAGCGGCUUCGUGGCGGAUUUUUCCACAGCCGCAAGUUUCCGCUACGUGGAAGCACCACAGCUCACAAGCCUGACCCAUCCGAACGGCUCGCUACUGUUUUCGUGGACGUGGAUCAAGGCACCGAGCCCUGAGCUGGCGGGAUACUAUUUACGCGGUACUUCCAAGGACCACAAUUUUCAGACAACGCUGUCGCCCUUGCUGAGUGGCUAUAGGGCUGAUUAUCUCAAGGAAUACACCGAAUACAACAUUACGCUGCAGCCCUUCUACAACGUCAAAGGCCUGCCGAAACUUGGGAUACCAACACAGUUGAUCGUGCGAACUCCAGCUGCUGCUCCGGGAGAACCGAUGUAUAUCGUGCGGCAGUCGCCGUCGCGUAUUGAACAGGAUGAUGCGCGACAACUGGCCGUAACCAUCCUCGAACCUGUGUCUUGGAAUUCCAGUCCAGUCGGUUUCCGCCUGCGAUGGGAACCCAAUGAACAAGGCAACGAAACAGCCAGGGAUUUCGAUUUGCCUCUCGAUGUGCCGGAACGCAAGAAGGACCUCAACGUCACCCUGUCAUUGAAGCCCGGACGUGAAUACACACUGUUUGCCAGCGCGCGUGGGGUCGGGGACUCCGGGGAAGUUCUCCUAGGUCCCGAGACGUCGGUGACAAUGGAAACUGCUCCACUGGCUCCCACUAACUUGUCGGCGAAGAGCAUUGACCCAACCAGCGUUAUCAUUUCAUGGCAUGCUGCGAGUCCUACGCAAAGGUUUGUGAUUCAUCGAUCCUUUGAAGCACCACUGCGUGCAUGUGAAGUCGGACUCUGUCCCUAUGACGACAAUUUGUUUACUGAUGACCGAUACUCUGUUGACGGCACACGCCUCGAAACGUCGACUGUUGUGCUCGACGGAAGUUCACAGGAAUCGUCGUCCUACAGUCUGCCCCUGUUCAACCUCUUGUCGUCUGCGAAGUACACAGUAAAUGUCAUGGCAUGUGGUGUUGAAUUAUGCAGCAGCAAGACAAACAUGACUUUUACAACUCCUCCUUCAGCUAUUUCCACGCCUGUAAUCACGACAAUCCUAUCGAACGACUCUAGUUCGCUGUACUUGGCAGGGAACAUCACGCUCCCAUCGAACACCCCAGAGCUGAACCCGGAGUUCAAUGUGAGAGUGAAGACGAAUGGCUUCUACCGGCUCGUUCACACGGUGGAGAAGACGAUCAGAAUUGCGGAUCUCAGCUCAGGGACAGAGUACGAAGUUGAGGUGCUGCUUUGUCUGGAGAGGACGCCUGGAAAACGAGAAUGCGGCCGCCCUGCAAAAGCCACCAUAAGCACUUGGCCUCUUGCUGCCAAUUGUUGA